Brettanomyces bruxellensis is the source of this 1815-nucleotide messenger RNA. RefSeq lists its product as uncharacterized. Gene Ontology annotation, molecular function: FAD binding; methylenetetrahydrofolate reductase [NAD(P)H] activity. The transcript has a single exon. Gene Ontology annotation, cellular component: cytosol. NCBI's taxonomy places the organism in Eukaryota, Fungi, Ascomycota, Pichiomycetes, Pichiales, Pichiaceae. The record is from RefSeq and is a predicted model, not a curated record. The coding region runs from base 1 to 1815 and encodes 604 amino acids. Gene Ontology annotation, biological process: tetrahydrofolate interconversion.
AUGAAGGUUACACAAAAGCUUGAAGGUGCUCAUAAUGAUGAGCGGAGUCCCGCCUCAUUUUCAUUCGAGUUCUUUACCCCAAAAACAUCACAAGGUGUUCAAAACUUAUAUGAUAGGAUGGAUAGGAUGUAUAAUCUUAAUCCGUUAUUUAUUGAUAUCACCUGGAAUGCUGGAGGACGUUUGGGAACUUUGACCGCUGAGAUGGUUAAUGUUACAACAACAGUUUUGGGCUUAGAGACAUGUAUGCAUCUAACAUGUACCAAUAUGGGAUUAGAGAAAAUUGAUGCAGCCUUAGACUCCGCAUAUAAAUGUGGUUGCGAAAAUAUAUUGGCUCUUCGUGGAGAUCCGCCUUUAGAUGGAUCUGAGUCAACUGGUGUUUUCCGUUAUGCAAAGGACUUAAUUAAACACAUUAAGUCGAAGUAUGGCGAUCAUUUUUGCAUCGGUAUCGCUGCUUAUCCAGAAGGGCAUCCCGAAGAACAUGACAUUUCGAAAACGAUCAAGUAUUUAAAGGAGAAGCAAGAUGCCGGUGGAGACUUUAUUAUGACACAAAUGUUUUACGAUGUUGACAUAUUCAUUGAAUGGUGCAAGAAGUGCCGUGCAUCAGGUAUUACAAUUCCAAUUAUACCUGGAAUUAUGCCUAUAUCUACCUAUGCUUCAUUUCUACGGAGAGCUCAAUGGUGUGAAAUUCAUGUUCCGGAUCAUUUUUUGAAAAGACUUGAACCAAUUAAAGAGGAUGAUUCAAAGGUUCGUGAGGAAGGUGUUAAAUUGGUCGCUGAGAUGUGUAGAAAACUCCUAGAGUCAGGUUAUAUAAACCAUCUACAUUUUUACACAAUGAAUCUUGAAAAGUCCACAGUUAUGCUGUUGAAACAGUUAGGCUUAGUUUCAAAGCAGCAGGUUGUGGGAAUGGACACAAAACCAUGGAGGCGUUCUUUAAACCCUACUAGAUCAGAUGAGAAUGUCCGUCCGAUUUUUUGGCAAAAUAGGAAGUUUUCUUAUAUACAAAGGACAGCAGAUUGGGAUGAAUUUCCAAAUGGAAGAUGGGGCGAUUCGCGAUCUCCAGCGUUCGGAUCUAUAGAGUUGUGCGAUCAUGAAUUGAUUCGACACAGUCCAAAAAAAGCACUUAACUUGUGGGGAACCCCAUCCACCAUAGGUGAGCUUUCGUCAUUGAUUAUCAAAUAUCUUCAGGGAAAGUUAAGUUGUUUGCCAUGGUCUGAUGGUAAAGUAACGAGCGAGAUAGAUUUAAUUAAGGAUGCUUUAAUUGAUUUAAAUAGUCGGGGGGUAAUCACUAUAAACUCGCAACCUUCAAUUAACUGCUGUCCCUCUGCAGACAAGGUUCAUGGAUGGGGUCCGAAGAAUGGAUUUGUCUAUCAGAAGCAAUAUCUCGAAUUUCUGGUUCCUACGACAAGUGUUAACUUUAUCACAAACAAAAUCAAUGAAACCAACAGGGAUGCCGGGUACAGCGUCCUGUCAUAUUAUUCGAUUAACUCAAGAGGACUACUUUGCAGUAAUGUUCAAAGUUCUAGUGCAAUUAAUGCAGUUACUUGGGGAUGCUUCCCAGGUGAAGAAAUCACCCAGCCAACGAUUGUUGAGAAGAUUUCUUUUAUUGCGUGGAAAGAUGAAUUCUUCAGCAUUCUGAAAAAAUGGAUUUCUCUUUUCAAAAAGGAUCAUGACGUCGAAGGAGGGAAAUCCAUCGCACUGAUUGAAAUGUUGAUCAGAGAUUAUACGCUAAUGAACAUAGUAGAUAACGAUUACGUUGCAGAACCGAACACUAGAAUUUUUUCUGUCCUCAAGGCCACUUUCCCACUAAAGCAAUAA